Molecule: messenger RNA, 1773 nt
Organism: Arthroderma uncinatum
Lineage: Eukaryota; Fungi; Ascomycota; Eurotiomycetes; Onygenales; Arthrodermataceae
Exons: 6
Coding region: 1-1773 (590 amino acids)
Biological process (GO): DNA-templated transcription
Molecular function (GO): zinc ion binding; DNA binding
Source: RefSeq, a predicted model, not a curated record
AUGCUAAUCAAGAACGCGCGCCAUCCAAGUGCGAUUCAUGUCGCUCGCGCAAGGUUGGAUGCACCCGAGGCCGUCCACGAUGUCAACGCUGCAAAGAAGAAGGGGUUGCUUGUCGCUACUCUCGCUCAGGACGCGUCACGCAGCGUCUCAGAGCAGCCUUCUACACUCCGAUCAGACGGCGGUGACCGUGAUGGAACAACAUAUGAGCGUUUGCAGCAGCUUUUGCCAGGCAAAAGUCAUCCUUCUAUCAAGGCCAUCGCGGCGCUGCUGGAAGAAUACGCGGCGGCUUGGCAGGGGUCGGCGGCUUUUGACCAGCUAAGUGAUGGUGCAGCAUCUGAUUUCUUCGUCUUCCGCGAGGAUCAAACUCGUGUUUGGCUGGAAACACUCAUCGCCACGCUCGAAAAGGAAAGACUGUUGCUCACCUCGGUGCCUCCAGACGUGCUAGAUCAGUUGGCCUCAUCACGUCCGCAUCAGGUCCAAGAUAGAGCAUGGUUGGUCAUGUUUUAUAGUAUCGCGCUGAGUGCUGAGUCCUCCAGCAACGACGCACCGGAUACAUCGACCAAGUCGAAACUGAGAAGCAACCUAUGGUUGGCAUUCAACGAUGUGAGGCUGCUGAUCGAACCAGCCGUCUCGAGUAUUCAGGCUUUACUCAUAUUGAUCUGCUACGCUGAGGAGUUUAUGACGCCCUCUGUUUGCUGGUCGCUGGUCACCAAAGCGUGUAUCAUGUUGCAAGCUUUGGGCAUCACGCACUGGCGCCUCGACUCUGCCACCAGCAACCUGCGCUCUGCACUCUUCUGGCGUUUAAAUAUGCUAGAUAAAGAGUUAGCCCUCAUCUUGUGUAGGGCGCCGGCGUUCCAUCGUGAAAUGGGGCAUGAUACCCCUUUGCCUACACUGGACAAGCUCUUACGCCUCCAGCCAGAUCGUCCCGCUGAUAGGACGGGGCCUGUUUUGUUCGAGGCGCACUAUACGUAUCAGAUGCAUCUACUAUCGCGCGUAAUGGCCGAUGCAUGGCAUAGCCUUUACGGACAAGAUUCUGAUAAAAUAUUCGCAGUCAAGGAGAGUCUUGAGUUAUGGUACCGCCAGGCAACGGAGGUUCUUGAGGCCGCUGCACUUGUUGAAAAACCAUUGCUCACUGCGAAUGAUGCUGUCCCGUUUGAUUUCGGCCUGCAAACUCUCCGCUUCCACUACCUUUCCCUUUUAGUCUUACUCACGGUAUCUAGCAAACAGAUGCGAUCACAGUCCAUCCUUCCCUCACAACAAAUGCUCAACAUGUUACCGAAUCUCGGCGAUAUGGUGCUAACCCAGACAGGGCCGUAUGCAUGUCUCCUAUGGCAAUAUAUACAUUGUCCUUUAACCGCGUUUGGGACCCUCUGGGGUGAAAUUGUGAUCAAAAGCAAUGCCAACUUAGAGCAGAGCAAACAAUUCUUAGAAGCGAUUGAGCAUCUGCCGCUAUUCUUGGGGAAGUUGACCUCACGAAAUUCGCUUGCAGGCAAAUUACAAAGUAUCACGGCGAGGAUCGUAGAGCAUGCCAGAGCAAUACUGGACUCCCAAGGUGAGGCAGAGUCAAGUACACCAACGGAAAAUGUUCCAAUCCAGGAAGUACGCUUGGAUCAACAGCUAUCCACGAACCUAACAUCACCGAAAAACGGGUUGAACAUUUCAAGCGGCGAAAAUUUCGACGCUCUGCUUGAUGAUCGAUUUACCUGGCCAAAUGACCCCUUUUUCGACACCACAUUCGACUGGUUCGCCUGGGACAAUCAGGAUCUCAGUUAG